Messenger RNA from Lichtheimia ornata, 315 nucleotides. RefSeq names its product U6 snRNA-associated Sm-like protein LSm2. Gene Ontology annotation, biological process: mRNA splicing, via spliceosome. The record is from RefSeq and is a predicted model, not a curated record. Bases 1 to 315 code for a protein of 104 amino acids. Gene Ontology annotation, cellular component: U4/U6 x U5 tri-snRNP complex; precatalytic spliceosome; catalytic step 2 spliceosome. NCBI's taxonomy places the organism in Eukaryota, Fungi, Mucoromycota, Mucoromycetes, Mucorales, Lichtheimiaceae. The transcript has 3 exons. Gene Ontology annotation, molecular function: RNA binding.
AUGCUCUUUUAUUCAUUCUUCAAGACGCUCGUCGAUCAAAAAGUCACCGUCGAACUCAAGAACGAUUUGGCGAUUACGGGCACACUAAAGUCGGUCGAUCAGUUCCUUAACAUAAAGUUGGAUGAUAUCAUGGUUGUCGAUGAGGAGCGAUAUCCACAUAUGGCCUCUGUCAAGAAUUGUUUCAUCCGAGGAUCGGUUGUGAGAUACGUGCAACUUCCGCCACAAGCUGUUGAUACUGCCCUUCUUCAAGAUGCUGCACGACGUGAAGCUGCUCAACCCACCGCUGCUCAACAAAGCAAUGUCCGCGUCAAAUAA